Molecule: messenger RNA, 1541 nt
Organism: Chenopodium quinoa (quinoa)
Lineage: Eukaryota; Viridiplantae; Streptophyta; Magnoliopsida; Caryophyllales; Amaranthaceae
Product: E3 ubiquitin-protein ligase RNF6-like
Exons: 1
Coding region: 582-1232 (216 amino acids)
Biological process (GO): protein ubiquitination
Cellular component (GO): cytoplasm
Molecular function (GO): ubiquitin protein ligase activity
Source: RefSeq, a predicted model, not a curated record
AUACUAAUAAUAAUAUCUAAUUUCCCUUUUGUAAAAAUAUAAAAUCAUAUUGAACAAUGAACAUAAGUACUUCAAUUCCUUGCAUCCCAAGUUUUAAAACCCACAAAAAAUCCAAUUAUCACCAAUGUUAGUCAAGCUGACCAACUAAUCAAAAAAUUAAAAAGACAUUUUAAAAUAUUUUUUUUUUAAAUUAAAAAGAAAAAAAAUAAAUUACAAAGACGACAUGAGUAGGGUUUUAUGUGUUUGAGGCUCGCCGCCUCCUUGUCCAAUUAAAUUUUAAUUAAUAUACAUUUCGUACCACUUAAUAUAAAAUAAUAAAAAUACCAAAACAAAUCACAAAUUUCGGUAAACACUCCUAUAGUCCUAUAUAACUAGGAAAGCUAUUCCUUCUUCACAUAACAUACGAAAAAACAGCAAUUUAAUUUUCUUUUUAAUCUCAAAAUGAAAACCUAAUUUUCUCCUCCAUAAUGAAAUAGCAGAGCUUUUAAUUUUCUUUCAAUCACCAUGAUUUAGCAUUCGAUUUUCUCUCUCCAAUAAUUGGAAAACAAUUCUUGAUUGUUGGAAUUGGAAUUGAUUCUUCAAUGAAGAUUUUAACCGGAAACACUCUGUAUGAUUUCACGGUCGUGCAAAACGACACGGCGGCGCCGUGUGCCGGCGAAGAGGAUAUUUUCCAGAUUGAAUUCCGGUAUCGGAACUUUCAAUCACGAUCACAAUCUUCAAGAUCAAUUCGAAUCCCUCGGAAUCAAACUUCAUCGAUGAUGAUGAUUGAUACGUUGCAGGAAUUCGAGGUUCCGGAAACAACUCGGUCAGAUAUGGCGGCGCACUUCGAUUUCUUCGUCGAUAGAUUAUCGCGAAGAAGUUGUAAUCGGAGAGGUUCGAUUUGUGUGACGGUAAGUUUGGAUGCGAAGGAGUUUUCGCCGGAGAGAGCGGAGGCGAUACAGAGGAGGAUCGAGUCAGGGAGGAGAGAGAGUGAGAGAGGUGUUCGGAGAGUUGCGGCGGUGGCGGAGAUGGAGGUGGCGCCGCCGUUAGAAGCGGUGGUGGAGGGGUUGGAAAGAAAGAGAGUGGCGGAGGUGGAAGACGAGAUAGAAUGUUCAAUAUGUUUGGAAAAAUUAGGUGUCGGGACGGAAGUGAUAAUGUUACCCUGCUUGCAUGUUUAUCAUACGGAUUGUAUCAUACGGUGGCUUGAAAGGACUCAUUUUUGCCCGUUCUGCCGAUUUAAGCUACCUUGUUGAUUGUUGACUGAUUCUUUGAUUUGUUAGUAUUUUUCCGAAAAAAGCAAAAUAAAAACAUGAUUAUUAUUUUGGAUGAUUGUUUUUAAGCAUGAUUUUUGGUUAAGAAUAAGUCAAGGAGUAUUUUUUAUUUCUAUAUACUUUCAAGUUUCAUAUACGAGUGAUGAACAUUGAACUGAACAUAAGUAGAGUGCUUGUUUUUUGUUACAAAGAAAAAUUGAAAAUGUAAAAAAAAUUCCUAUUGUACAUAAUUUUCGUAAGUGUAAAGCAUGUUUGAUUCUUGAAAAUUCGCAAUAAAUACUCCAUAUUACA